This is a messenger RNA of Nycticebus coucang (slow loris), 975 nucleotides long. Its product is annotated as olfactory receptor 4C3. The record is from RefSeq and is a predicted model, not a curated record. Gene Ontology annotation, molecular function: olfactory receptor activity; G protein-coupled receptor activity. Gene Ontology annotation, cellular component: membrane. Gene Ontology annotation, biological process: G protein-coupled receptor signaling pathway. NCBI's taxonomy places the organism in Eukaryota, Metazoa, Chordata, Mammalia, Primates, Lorisidae. The coding region runs from base 34 to 975 and encodes 313 amino acids. The transcript has 2 exons.
AUUUUUCUUGGUAAUACUGUGCCUGCGUUUACGAUGUUCUUGGAAUCUAUGGAAAUAUCACAAAAUAUCUCAGAAUUUUUCAUGCUUGGACUCUCCCAGAACCCAGAGACACAGAGAGUUCUCUUUGUGGUCUUUUUGAUGAUCUAUGUGGUCACGGUUUGUGACAACAUGCUCAUUGUGGUCACUGUCACCUCCAGCCCCGCUCUGGCUGCCCCUAUGUAUUUUUUCCUGGCCCACCUAUCCUUCAUCGAUAUCUGUUAUUCUUCCUCGGUGGCCCCUAAACUCAUCGCUGACUCCUUGUAUGAGGGGAGAGCAAUCUCUUACGAGGGCUGCUUGGCUCAGCUCUUCGGAGCCCACUUUUUGGGAGGUGUUGAGAUCCUCCUGCUCACAGUGAUGGCCUAUGACCGCUACGUGGCCAUCUGCAAGCCCCUGCACUACACGGCCACCAUGACCAGGCAUCUCUGUGCCGUGCUGGUGGGGCUGGCUUGGCUUGGGGGCUUCCUGCAUUCAUUGGUUCAGCUCCUUCUGGUUCUCCGGUUACCCUUCUGUGGGCCCAAUGUGAUUGAUCACUUUGUCUGUGACAUGUACCCUUUGCUGGAACUCGCCUGCACAGAUACGUUUAUCAUUGGUCUGCUGGUGGUUGCCAACAGCGGUGUGCUCUGCCUGUUAAACUUCCUCAUCCUGGUGACUCCCUAUGUUGUCAUCCUGGUGUCCUUGAGGUCCCACAGUGCAAAGGGGAGACGCAAAGCCCUCUCCACCUGUGGCUCCCAUUUCACGGUGGUUGCCUUGUUCUUUGUGCCCUGUAUAUUUACCUAUAUGAGUCCAUUUUCUACUUUAUCUUUGAAAAAAAACAUGGCAGUAUUUUAUGGUAUCCUGACACCUAUGCUGAAUCCCCUCAUUUAUACCCUGAGAAAUGAAGAGGUAAAAAAGGCUAUCAGAAGGCUCUUCACACAGCAAGGUGACACAUGUGGAUAA